AUGUCUAAGGCUGAGUUUGGGAAGGCUGCAGAGGAAGUUAAGAACCUCCAGACCAAGUCAGCAGACGACGAGAUGCUAUUUAUUUACGGGCACUGCAAACAAGCAACUGUGGGCGAUAUGGAUACAGAUUGGCCCAGGAUGAUGGACCCCAUGGGCAAGGUCAAGUGGGAUGCCUGGAAUGAGUUGAAAGUCGGGACUAUCAAGGAAGAUGCCAUGAAAGCUUAUGUCUGCAAAGUAGAAGAGCUAAAGAAAACCAAAUACAGCGACGUUGGCUUUUGGUUCUUGGAGCACCAUGCUGUUUCCUUGGGGGAACACAGACAUGCCCUCUGCCCCCAACCUGCCCGUGACCUUAAAGACAAGUUCAACGGCAUCUGA
Carlito syrichta (Philippine tarsier) is the source of this 375-nucleotide messenger RNA. RefSeq names its product acyl-CoA-binding protein-like. NCBI's taxonomy places the organism in Eukaryota, Metazoa, Chordata, Mammalia, Primates, Tarsiidae. The transcript is spliced from 2 exons. Gene Ontology annotation, cellular component: mitochondrion. Gene Ontology annotation, biological process: fatty acid metabolic process. Gene Ontology annotation, molecular function: fatty-acyl-CoA binding. Bases 1 to 375 code for a protein of 124 amino acids. The record is from RefSeq and is a predicted model, not a curated record.